GCGCCAUUUUUCGAACGAACGUUUGUGGAAAUAGACAAGUUUGUUUUCCCACUAUCAAUUUCACUUAUUUGCAGAUCGUAUUUGGACCUUUCCGCUAUGCCUUCCCGGUAUGACAGUGUAAGAAGUGUUUUUGAAGAAGCGCAGCGUGGUUUUCAACACCACAAGAAACUCUUGACGGUACUGAAAAAGCUCCAUGACAAGUCCUCACAGGAUGAAUUUCAGGAGGGCUUUCUGUGGCAUUUGAAACAUGCUAUGGUGGUGUUUAACAGAGAACCUGCUGUAGAAAGAGUAAUCGAAUUUGUGGCUAAGUAUGCGACGUUGAAAGAUCACCGUACGGCUCAAGUUCAGAAGGAUGGCCAAGCAACUGAUGAUGAAGACGAUGAUGGCAACAUCUUCCUUGAUUUCAUCUUCACAUUUCUACUGGACUCCCAUGAUGCUCAAGACAAAGCAGUACGGUUCCGCGUCUGUCAGCUUAUCAACAAACUGUUGAAUAACCUGGGUGAUGAUGCUGCGAUUGAUGAUGAACUCGCAGAGAGAAUCUUUGACAGCAUGUUGACACGCCUCCAUGACAAGUUCCCUGCAGUAAGGGUGCAGGCUGUUGCAGCAAUCUCCAGGCUCCAGGACCCUUCAGAUCCAGAGUGUAUUGUGUUAUCUACAUAUUUAAAACUCAUGUCCAAUGACUCCAGUGCUGAAGUACGUAGAGCUGUGCUGCUGAAUAUCGCUCUUUCUUCUCACACAUUAGAGGGAAUAAUAGGGAGAACCCAAGAUGUUACGGAGUCAGUGAGGAAGUUAGCUUAUCGCGUUCUAGCAGAAAAAGUGAACAUCAAGUCAUUAACCAUUGCUCAGCGUGUGCAGCUGCUUUCCAAUGGAUUGCAUGACAGAUCAGAAUCAAUCAAGGACGUUUGUGCUAAGGAACUUCUUAAUGGGUGGCUGAAAAGUUUUGACAAUGAUGUUGUCAGGCUCCUGAAGUGCUUAGAUGUGGAAGGAUGUACAGAAGUAGCUGAAUUAGCUUUGAAAACAGUACUCGCAGGAUUGCCAAAGGAAGAUUUAAAGUUUUACAUUGAUUCCUUGAAGAAAGAACAAGGGGAGCAAGGCCCAGUGAGAGUCAGCUAUGAAACCCUUGAUGCUGAGACAGCAUUCUAUUGGAGAUGCCUUGGAGAACAUUUCAAGUCCAUGGGCACAGAUGGUGAAGCACUUCUGGAUGAGCUUCUCCCUGAAGUAUCAGGGUUUUGCAAAUAUAUUCAGGGGUAUGUAGACAGCUGCUUAUGCGGGACACCCCCAGAGCAAGACUAUUCAGAAGGUCAACAGAUAUUUAUUGGCAGACAACUUUUGUCAUUGAUGGGCGUUGUGGACCUAUCUGAUGAAGUUGGAAGGAAGAACCUUGGUCAGAUGCUUCAUGACCUGUUGGUACUACCAGAGAUUCCGGAAUCUUUAGUUGAUGUACUUCAUUCCAGGUACAUGGACGUUCAGCCAGAGGAAGCCAACAGAAUCCAGGAACUUGUUGAAAUCAUUGCUGAUGUCAGGCAACCCAUUGUCAUGAUUGAAACUGCUCAGACCAAGGAGGAAAAACGGCAGUGGGAACUGAAGGUUGCUGGAAUCCGUGUCAAGCUGAACCAGUUCCGUGAUGAGAUGGAACAGUGUGUGACAAACCAAGAUUUUGGAAGGGCAGCUGAACUGAAGCAACAAAUUACAGAACUGGAGGAGCAGAAGGAAAUACUUGAAUCAAAGGAGAACUCCUUCUCUCAGACUAUCAGGGAAGAAAAGGAUGAUCCUGAUACUCUACUUAAAUGUCUGACUAUCGCGUCUGAGAUGCUUCAGGGUGUGACAACAAGUGGACUGAACCCAACUCUCACCACUCUGGUUCAAACACUGAUUCUUCCAGGUGUACAGAACGAAGAUCCUUUAGUGCGCAACAUGGCAGUCAAAUGCUUGGGCUUAUGUGCUCUACUCUCUUGUGAAUUUGCUCGAACCCAUCUGGUACUUUUCCUUCAGGUAGCUCAACUUGACCAAGAGCUUGUACGAGUCACAGCUCUCCAGGUUGUUUUUGACCUUCUUCUAACAUUUGGUCUUGAGGCUUUCAAAGUGAAUGCUUCAGUCCCUGAACUGGAACACAAUGAACCAAGCACUAAUGACUCAGAACAGGAAAAGUUGGACAAUGAAGAUGACGAGAAUGAAGAAGGCGAAGAAGAUGACGAGAAGAGGGAUGAUGAUCAUGUAGAAGAGAGCCAAGCACCUGAUACAGAUACUGCUGCAAGCGUGCUCACAAUACUUACAGGAAUUUUAGAGAGUGAGAGCAAUGACCUCCGCAAUGUAGCUGCUGAGGGACUGGCUAAAUNAGUUAGCAGCAUUCAUGCCUCUCUGAGCCUUGCAGUAGCAAAUGAAGUCUUGUCUUGUCCUGAUGCUCCUGGUGUACGGAUUCUGUGCAAGACACUUCCCAUGAUGGACCUGACUGGCUGUGCACAGUCUACAGUCAAGGAAAUGAAAAUCCUCACUGCAAGAGUGAUUGAGGAAAUUGAAGAUCAGGUGUCUGCAAAGUCAUUGAACAAAUUUCACAAAAUGUUGGAGACGAUUACAAACUCUCUUGAUGAUGAUGGUGGUGAUGAUGAUGUUUUUUCACAGACAGAACCUGAAGAAGACACACAAGCAAAUACAGAGGAAACAGAAGACACCAAUGAGAGAAACGAGACAACAGCAGUAAAUGAUGCAGACACCUGUGAGAGAUUGAAGGGAAAUAACGGUCUUUCCCAAGAGACUGAAUCUGCUCAACAGACACAUGUUGGCUGUAACACAGAGGAGGCAGGAGCCCAUGGUGGUAAGUGUUAUAAUUGUUAAACUGUAACUUAGGGAGUGCAACAGGAGACUGAGAGUGGAAAGAGGUGAAUAGGAAGAACAUUUUGAAUUCAUAGGAAGAAUUCAUAGGAAGAACAUUUUGAAUUCAUAACUUUACAUUGUCCCAGUGAUGCAGAUUCAUGGUGUUCAUAUCAGUUUGGCUAGUCCAAAUCUUGGAAUCAGACAUACUCAGUCUAGGGUAUUAAUCUUGGUAGCACUGGAGUAUACCCCUAAUGGCAGAAACU
Orbicella faveolata is the source of this 3074-nucleotide messenger RNA. RefSeq names its product condensin complex subunit 3-like. The record is from RefSeq and is a predicted model, not a curated record. Gene Ontology annotation, biological process: mitotic chromosome condensation. Gene Ontology annotation, cellular component: condensed chromosome; condensin complex. Gene Ontology annotation, molecular function: protein binding. Lineage: Eukaryota; Metazoa; Cnidaria; Anthozoa; Scleractinia; Merulinidae.